AUUUGAUUGUUAUAUAUCUGUAAGUAUUUUAUACCACAAGAAUAUUAUCACUAAAAUCGAUCACAACAAGAGAUGGACAAAAACAAUAAUAAGUCUUCAUUUGAUCGGUUUGGCGAUGAUUUGGCGGAUCUUAUACUAAGAUAUCUAUCACUUGAAGAUCAGUUGCGUUUAGAGUGUGUAUCCAAACAGUUCCAGUCGUUGGGUAUUCAACGCCGAACUCAUAUAAUAUUCGGUUUCAAUCUGAAUCAGAAACUAAGAGUUAAGCCAUUUUCGACCAGUGGUUACUUCGACACUGAAAACUGGUCGUCACUUAUGAAGAGAAGUCCAAAUGUUCGGACCAUUGGUAUCAAUACGAGUACAUCCGGUUACCGAGAUAUACAAUUAAUAGAAGCCAUACAUCGGUUUCGUAGACAUUGGCCACUAUUGCGGCAAAUUGACUGCACGAUUGAUAAUUAUACCGACAAAGACAUUGAAUUUGUGUGCAAAAGGUUUACCAAAAUGAUUAACAAAAUGAUUAUCUAUUUGUUCGAUCAAAUAGAUAUAAUUAAACCAUAUUUAUCAUCAAUGACUGCACUCCGAGAGCUAUCAUCGAUCCGCAAUAUAGACGACACGUUUAUCGGCGACCAAUUGGUGGUCAAAGGUUUGCAUCGUUUGAGUUGCGAUCGAUUGGACAAUACGUGGACUCGAGACCAUCUUAAACGACUCGAGACAUUCAUUGAUGGCAACAGUUAUCUGAAACGUCUUAAACUACAUUUCACUUCAAUGGACUACAAUACGUGUGUAUCUGUGCUGUCACUUAUCGGUAGAUUUGAAGAACUGGAACAAUUGGGCAUAAGAUUUGAUUUAUUUUACCACUUUUCCAUAGCCGAGCCAUUGUUGACAAUUGCCAACAGUUGUCGGCGACUAAAGUCAUUGAAGUUAGAAUUAAAAGCCGAUUCUUUGGUCUCAUAUAAAAAUAUAUUCAAUGCCAUCAAACACAUGAAACAAUUGAAAAGAUUGGAUUUAAAUGGAUUUUAUGUCAUUAAUCAAUUGAACGACCAUAUGGUUGAUCCGUCACUGUCUGAAUCACUCGAACUGAUCAACUGUUGGCCACAUUUGACUCAUUUGAGUCUAAGAUUAAGUCUUUAUAAUCGACAUUUGUUUUGGGAUAUACACCGAAAUCUACCGAAACUUCAAUGUCUAUACAUUGAUGACUCGUUCGAUAUAAUCGAUGGCUUAUGUCUGUCAUUCAUAUCAAGACUGAAAUCAUUGAUGACAUUAACGAUUGAUACCAAAAAUUAUAAGUCAAUCAAUAAGUCAGAUGUGAAUCAAGUGAUGAACAGUUGUCUGAAAUUGAAGUCAAUUAGUAUUAAUUCCAUACCUAAUGAUAAAUCAAUACAUUCACAAUGA
Messenger RNA from Oppia nitens, 1389 nucleotides. RefSeq lists its product as uncharacterized. Gene Ontology annotation, molecular function: protein binding. The coding region runs from base 73 to 1389 and encodes 438 amino acids. The transcript has 3 exons. NCBI's taxonomy places the organism in Eukaryota, Metazoa, Arthropoda, Arachnida, Sarcoptiformes, Oppiidae. The record is from RefSeq and is a predicted model, not a curated record.